Molecule: messenger RNA, 908 nt
Organism: Cucurbitaria berberidis CBS 394.84
Lineage: Eukaryota; Fungi; Ascomycota; Dothideomycetes; Pleosporales; Cucurbitariaceae
Exons: 2
Coding region: 198-890 (230 amino acids)
Source: RefSeq, a predicted model, not a curated record
CGUAGAUUCAUAAUAUUCACUUAAAAAAGUGCCUCACUUCUUAUCUUAUGCGGAGGUCAAAAUGGCGGACACAGCCGGAAGAAUUAGCACACUCCAGGUUCGCUGCCCCUGUGGUAAAAGCUUCGAGAACGCCGAGGCGUACUUGGGGCAUAGAGGGCUCUGCGCUACCCAUCAGGAGGGGGGGGAAUGUCAUCUCUAUGACUCCAGGCUCCAAUCGAAGGGCUGCCACCGUUCCAGCCAGAGCUUCAAUUCCAGCUUCAACGCCAAAGAAGAUACUGUGCCCUUGUGGACAGAGCUUUACGAAGGAGAGGAAGCUGGAAAAUCAUUUGCGGUAUUCGAAGACUCAUCAGGCAGGAAAGCCCAGAACCGGAUUUACACCAAAAGGCACAACGCCGGUCUCGGUGCCGAUCACAGCUCCACAUUCAUCUCAGACUUCGAUCUCUUCAGGUUUAGGGCUAUUACCAGGCACUAUCUCAUCUUCAGUAGCUUCACUUAUCCGAUGUACCUGCGGUCAGGCCUUUGAGACUCAACAAGUACUUGACCUACACAAGCGCGACUCUCUAUACUGCGGGCAACAAGCCGACAAGUCUCUUACUCAAAACAAACAAGAGGACAACUCCUUGGUCUCUUCCUUUGCUUCUCUGAAUUUGGAGUCCGUGUCGACUCAGGCUGGGCCUUUAGUAGCUAGGUUUUACUGUGUGUGCGGUCGCCCAUUCACCUCUCAGAAAGCCCUCGCAAAGCAUAAACAGGAGAAGGCACGAAAUGUGUGGCGAGAAAAGGGAGAAAGGAGGGAGAAAAUGGUCAAGACGCCUCGACCGCAGUAUCAAGAGGACGAGGACCUGCGAGACAGAGCCGCAGUCUUCGCGCGGCAGUAUUAUGGUGGAGAAUAGUAGGGGGUAGUAGAAGGG